AAAACGUAACCGGGGGUUACCGGAUGAUGGAUGGCGGAGCCGUAACGCAGCGGACAGUAUCCAGUGGAAAUUCAGUGACUACAACUACAUGGAAGCAACCUACAAACUCUUCAGAGUCACCAUUCAAGGAUAAAGGUGGUUUAUUGGUAUCGCAGCGACAGGAAACCAUGGCAACACCUGCAGAGCUGCUGGCAACCUUAGAGGAUUUGGCAGAAGGAGAGUUUAAAAAGUUCAAAUGGUUCCUGCAGCAGGCUGACAUCUUAGAAGGCUUUCCGGCAAUUCCAAGGAGCCAUUUAGUCAGCGCAGACAGGCUGGACACAGUGGAUGAGAUCAUUGACACCUAUGACAAAAAGGCAGUGGAGGUCACCAUCAAAGUUUUGAAAGAAAUCAAAAAGAAUGACUUGGUGCAGCGUUUGUCAAAUAUCAACUCAACAUCCAAAGAGGCUCUCACUGAUUGCCAGCGCAAACUCAAGUUUGACCUGAGGAAAAAGUUUCAGCACUUGUUUGUUCAGUCCACAAAAUCUGGGAAGCAGAUGUUGAUGAAUGAGAUCUACACUGAGCUCCAUAUCACAGAUGAAAAUUUGGAGCGCACUGUCAAUAUAGGAAACUUACUUGAACUCUCGCCUGGUCAAGAUGGAUCACUUAGAACAUUAAUGUUGAAAGGAGUGUCUGGUAUUGGGAAAACAGUCACGACACAGAAGUUUGCCCUGGAUUGGGCUGAGGACAAAGUUAACAGCAAUAUACUGUUCAUCUUUCCAUUCACUUUCCGAGAGUUGAAUUUGCUGAAGGGGAAGAAAUACAGCUGGCUGGAUCUGCUUCAUCACUUCUUUGCUGACACCAAAGGAGCAGGAACAUGCAGAUUCGACAAAUUCCCGAUUAUGUUUAUCCUUGAUGGUCUGGAUGAGUGUCAGCUUGCUUUGGACUUCCACAACAACGAGAUCCUGACUGAUGUCACUGACUCAGCUUCAGUGGACGUGCUGCUGACAAACCUCAUUAUGGGGAAACUCUUCCCUUGUGCCCACGUCUGGAUAACCACAACUCCUGAGGCAGCUGGUCGAAUCCCUCGAGAGUCCAUUGACAUGGUGACAGAGUUGAGAGGAUUCUCUGAUCCAAAGCAGGAAGAGUACAUCAGGAAGAGAUUCAGGAAUAAGGAACUGGCCAGCAGAAUCAUCUCCCAUAUCAAGAGAUCACGAAGCCUGCACAUCAUGUGCCACAUCCCUGUCUUCUGUUGGAUGACUGCGACAGUUCUGGAGGAUGUGUUGAAAACAGGUGACAGAGGAGAGCUUCCCAAGACUCUGACUGAGAUGUACAUACACUUCCUGCUAGUUCAGACCAAACUGGCAAAUGUCAAACAUCAUGGAAGAGCUGAGACGGAUCCAAUCUGGAGCACAGAGACCAGCACAAUGAUUCUGGCCCUGGGGAAACUGGCUUUUGAGCAGCUACAGAAAGGAAAUCUGAUCUUCUACGAAGAAGAUCUAGUGGAGUGUGGCAUUGACAUUGGAGCCGCUUCCAAGUACUCAGAAGUCAUCUCAGAGAUCUUUAAAGAGGAUCGAGGGCUGCACCAGGACAGGCAAUUCUCCUUUGUCCAUUUUAGCUUUCAGGUGUUCCUGGCUACUAUUCAUGUCAUAGUGUCAUUCAUCAACUCAGGUAUCAACCUCCUGUCUGAGGAACAAUCAGCCUCCAAACAGUCUGUGCUCACCACAGAGCAAUCAGCAGUAAACCAACUCUACCAGUCAGCAGUCAACAAGGCUAUGCAGAGUUCAAAUGGACACUUGGACUUGUUCCUGCGCUUUCUCAGUGGUCUUUCACUACAAAACAACCAAGAACUACUCCAAGACCUAUUGAAACAACCAGGAAGUAGCCUACAGAGCAAUCAAGACACAGUUCAGUAUAUCAAAAAGAAGAUCAGGGAGAAUCCCUGUCCAGAGCGAUGCAUCAACCUGUUUCACUGUCUGAAUGAGCUGAAGGAUCAGUCUCUAGUUGAAGAGAUCCAACAGUACCUCAGUUCAGGAUGUUUGUCCUCAAACAAACUGUCUCCUGCUCAGUGGUCAGCUCUGGUCUUCAUCUUACUGUCGUCAGAGAAUGACUUUGAGGUGUUCGACCUGAAGAAAUUCACUGCUUCAGAGAAGGGUUUUCUGAGAUUGCUGCCAGUGGUUCAGGCUUCCCGUCUAGCUAUGCUGAGUGGCUGUAAUCUGUCUCUGAGAAGCUGUGAAGCUCUGGCCUCAGUUCUUGGCUCCAAGUCUUCUUAUCUGAGAGAACUGGACCUGAGUUACAACCCCAUAGUGAAUCAUGGUUUCAAGGAGCUCACAAGGGGGUUGACGGAUCCACAGUGCAAACUGGAGACUCUCAGGCUGAGUAGCUGUGAGCUGGAAUCCCAGAGUUGUGAAUAUCUGUCUUCAAUCCUGAGUUCCCAGUCUUCCAGUCUUAGAGGGCUGGACCUUACUAACAACUGUCUGACGGAUUCAGAAGUGGAGCUGCUCUCUGUAGGAUUGGAGAGUCCACACUGUAGACUGGAGACCCUCAGAUUGAUUGGCUGUGGGCUGACAUGGAGAAGGUGCGAUGCUGUGGCCUUUUUCCUUAACUCCCAGUCAUCUUGUCUGAAAAAGCUGGACCUUAGUAUGAACAAACUGCAGGAUUCAGGAGUGCAGGUGUUCAGUGCUGGACUGAAGAGUCCACACUGUAAACUGGAAACUCUCAGGGUAAGAGCUUGUGACCUGUCAGGAAAAAGCUGUGAAGCUCUGGCCUCGGUUUUCACCCUCCAGACCUCCAGCUUGCGAGUGCUGGACUUGACCAACAACAGCCUGGAGGAUUCAGGAGUGAAGUUCCUUUCUGCUGGACUGCAGAGUCCUCACUGUACCCUGGAAUGUCUCAGGUUGAGUCACUGUCUGCUGUCAGAGAGAAGUUGUGAAUCUCUGGCCUCAGCUCUCAGCUCUCAGCCCUCCAGUUUGAAAGAGUUGGACCUCAGUAGCAACGACCUGCAGGAUUCAGGAGUGAAGCUUCUUUCUGUUGGACUUGAGAGUCCUCAGUGUAGACUGGAAACUCUCAGGCUGUCAGGCUGCCUGGUCACAGAGGAAGGCUGUUGCUCUCUGGCCUCAGCUCUGAGCUCCAACCCCUCCCAUCUGAGAGAGCUGGACCUGAGCUACAAUCAUCCAGGAGACACAGGGGUGACUCUCCUCUCUGCUGGACUGAAGGAUCCACAGUGGAGACUGGAAACUCUAAAAGUGGACCAUGGUGGAGAGCAGAGGUUACAACGUGGCCUGCAGAAGUAUCGAUGUGAACUCACACUGGACCCAAACACAGCACACAGACAGCUUAAACUGUCUGAGGACAACAAACGAGUGGAUUAUGUGGAGGAGGAACAGUUCUAUCCUUUUCAUCCAGAGAGAUUUCAUUGCUUAAAACAGCUGCUGUGUAGAAACGCUUUGACUGGGCGCUGUUACUGGGAAAUUGAGAUUAAGGGACUGGUUGACAUAGCAGUGACUUCCAGGGGAAUCAGCAGGAGAGGACGUGGUUUUGAUUGCACAUUUGGGGUGAAUGGCAAGUCCUGGAGUCUGCUGUUCUACGUCAUGCACAAUAACAUAGAGACAGAGAUACGUCGCCCUCACAAAGAUAGUAAAAAGGUAGCAGUGUAUCUAGACUGGCCUGCUGGCUCUCUGUCCUUCUACAGCGUCUACUCUGACUCACUGGCACACGUCUACACUGUCUACUCCAGAUUCACUGAACCCCUCUACCCUGCGUUUGCAUUUGAGUUUUCUUCUGUUGGGCCGAGCAGGUCAUGGAUUGGUUCCUCACUGUCUCUGUGUCAGAAAGAUUAGGGAACAGAAUCUGUCAGACAGAGUGCAGAAUUCUGAUGCUGUUAGGAGUGUUAUCCACUCUAAAUCUCCAGAAGAAUUGUUUCAGAAAUACCAAACCCAGUUCAGGGUGACUUUUAGGAGUGUUCAUUUUGCAUUAGCAGUAAGUUAAUGCAGCUCCACUACAGACAAGAAACAGUGAAAGAUGAUUCAGUGAGAUAAAACAAUGGAUUAUAUGCAUGCCGUACAUGGAAAGAUAAACUGAAUCCAGCAGAAGAAUGCUUUACUUAAUAGUUACUUAUUGUAAGUACAUUAAAGGGCUUUUGCAUAAAAAAAUGAUGACCAUAAAUAUAUUAAAAACUCGGGUUUGUAGUGUCAGGCGAGCUAUAUUACGAAAAGAUUUCUGUAUAAAAAUGACUAGAUGUUUGUUGCACAUUUCUUUCUACAAAUAAACAAACAAACAAAAAAAAGCAUGGUACAAAUAUGGCCAGAAGUUGUAUCUCUUCUGAUACAAUGAUCUUUUUUCACACACUUUUUUUUUUCAAAUUUUUGUUCACCAAGUAUGUUCAUGUGUAGAUUCUUUUUAUUCUAUUUCUUACCUUUUGAAUUAUUUUGUUUAUUUUUCACUAUUGUUACAGUUUUUUAAAAUACUACUAUCCUUUUACUGCUGUGGCAAAGAAAUUUCUCUGUUUGUCGGACAAUAAAGAAAUACUGAUUCUGAUUCCGAUUGUGGCAAUGCAAUAUUUAUAUGACAUAAUCACAGUACUGCAUUGCAGUAUUACAGCAAUCUUUGCAUUGUAUUUACAAUAAAAUUGCAAUCUUUUUGACCAACAAAACCUAGCCGUUA
Molecule: messenger RNA, 4638 nt
Organism: Acanthopagrus latus (yellowfin seabream)
Lineage: Eukaryota; Metazoa; Chordata; Actinopteri; Spariformes; Sparidae
Product: NACHT, LRR and PYD domains-containing protein 12-like
Exons: 12
Coding region: 24-3815 (1263 amino acids)
Molecular function (GO): protein binding
Source: RefSeq, a predicted model, not a curated record